Peromyscus maniculatus bairdii (prairie deer mouse) is the source of this 1798-nucleotide messenger RNA. The record is from RefSeq and is a predicted model, not a curated record. NCBI's taxonomy places the organism in Eukaryota, Metazoa, Chordata, Mammalia, Rodentia, Cricetidae.
UGUCCUCUCCAGGUGCCCCUCAAGCCCACUUUCUACGUUUUACCACUGCUGCUGGCAUUUCUGGUGUCUGCUCUGGGCUGGGCUAGGCCCCGGUCCUGCAGUGUCCAGGAGGUCCUCCACCACUACCAAGCUGUCAUCUUCCAGGACUUGCAGGCCGCCAUGCAGUGGGCUGGGCUGGGAGCCCAGCAUACAGAGCCUGGGUCCCGACACCACCACUUCGUUCAGAAAAACCUGACUGGAGCUGGUGGAGGUCAGGGACAACCAGGGGCCUCCUGUGAUGCCCAGAAGGAGCGUAGCAUCCUAUUAUCUAUCGAGUCCCUGGGUCAGACCCUUCUUGGGAGCAUGGCCGGAGUUCCCCACAAUGCGUUAGAGAAAGCGGCAUGGACAGUGGCGGUGCGCACCAAGGCCGUGAUGCGCAGACACUGCCGGACAUCCACCAGGAUCCUGCAGCCCAGGAAGCGUCCAGUGCAGCAGCGGAGGCGGCUCCUGCUCCGUGCCUUAUAUGCUGUCGCCACCUGCUGGGAGAAGCUCUUUGCGCUGAGUGCCAUGACCACCAGAGAAUUUUAGCACUGCCCCUGUUCUUACUCCUACCUCUCACAGAAGACUGGAAGCAAACUUUGGUUCAUGUUUUGACAGUGCCCCCUCUCUCAGCUCAGACUACCUGCACUCAAAGCCCAGGAUGUGGAGAAGAGAUCACCUUCCUUCAUGACACCCAAUAAGGCCCCAAUAAAUGGAGCUAGUGAUAUGGCCUGAUUCUUCUACCUUUGCUUGACUGGUUAUGGGCCCUGGACCACCCAGGGAUCUGCUUCUUAGGGACCUCACACCUGAGCAACGGCAAUAGUUGUAGUUCCCAGCCUCAUACAGCAGGGGGCGUGGGUGGGACAUUGGACCUGUCCUCAAGUAGUGUCCAAGGCAGAGAAGCCCCCUACCCCCACCCCACAACCUGGUUAGGGAUUUUAAAACGUCAUGCAUCCGUCCUGCCCAACUCUGGACCGGAGGAGAGGGUGGAAAUGGAGAGGAGGGGAAGGCUGAGCUUGGUGGAUUCAGAGCAAAACAACCGGAUAAAGGAAACAGGACUCAGAGGAAGCCAACCUUGCUGCCCUGGCCACAAACGAGACCAGGCCAUUUCCUGCUGCCCCUGGGGGAUGGGCAGGGUAGGGUGGGGGACAACUCCACAGACUGCCCCAGACUUGUCUGUUGAACUAACUAGACUGGCCCUAGUACCUACAUAAGCCUAGGUGUCUGCUCUUCAAUGAUUCUAGCCCUGAACAGAAAAGAAGCAAUGUCCCCCAGGCUCCUUGCCUCAUAAUAGAAUGUGGAGUCCAAGAGUCUCAAGAAUACCUUGCUCUGUGUCUGUCAGGCAAACAAGAGAUGAAAAAGGCAGUGGUAGGUACAAGAACAAGAAAUAGCCCUGAAGUUCUUCGUGCCCCCAUUCCUUGGUGCACAUGCGGUCUGCCCAAUGGGACUUCUCACAGUUGAGGAAGCUGAGACAUGGAGAGGAUAUAGGACCUUCCUUAAUUACACAGUCAAGUACUAGAAGAGCUGGGAUCAGAUUUGGACCCAGAGUAUGAUGUGUAGAAGAAAUGGAACUUUCUGGAUAUCAGUAUGCAUUUAAAUAAUCUAUGAUUCAGAUUUCUAAUGGUCUCACAAGCCACCUUGGAGCACAAACAGGACAUUUUGGUUCUCCAUGGGGUAGGAGGCAGUAUGGAAAAGUACAAGGUGGGGGUGUGCCAGAGAGGGCCUAAGUACACAGACCUUCAGCAAAGCCAGGCCUAAAAUGAUUCUCAUUCUCUCUCUC